UACCGUGAGAAUUCGCGAGAAUGUUGUAUCCAGGGUUCCAAGAGAAAUAAAGACGGCUCUGGCUAACAGAUAUGAUAAUCUGCCUUAUGAUAACGUGAUUAUAAAAACCGACGCGCUUUAAUUCAGUCAGUCAUGUAUUCAACUGACUAAUUAGUGAGGUGUUAAUAUAGAGGAUAUUGUCAUAGACUUUUUUUUCAUAAAUACAAUACGAAAUUUUUCGUCUCUUCAAGAACAAAUAAGUGGCAGGCGAUGAAGGGAAAAUACCUAAUCGCCAUCGCCUUCCUGGCAUCUUCCUGGACCGUGAGCACCGCGAGUAAAUUACCAUUUCUCUUCGAAUUGCAAAACGUAUGUCCGGCAGUGGACCCUUGUCCGCCGGUAUUAAUAUCUCACGAAGAGGAUUGUAGUAAAUAUUACGAGUGCAAAUUGGGUCAGAAGCAAUUGCGCUCUUGCGCGAAUGGUCUGUACUUCAGUCUACUUUGGCGUGGCUGCGUCAAUCGGCAGAGUUCGGAUUGUCCAGUUGUCGACCCUCCUCCAAUCCCGACCGCGAACCCUGGUGACCAAUGUCCGGCGGUGGAUACUUGCCCACCAAAAUUAAUAUCCCACGAGAAUGAUUGUGCCAAAUAUUACGAAUGCAAAUUCGGUCAGAAUAAGUCCUGGCACGGCUGCGUCGCUCUCGAUAUCUCGGAUUGUGUCACUACAUCCCCGACAACCCCGACAACCCCAACAACCCCGACCACCCCCCCGAUAAAUAAAAAAUGCACGGAAGGCGAAAUACUGGGGCACGAAUGCGUAUGUACUAAAUACUACGUAUGCAAAAAUGGUUUCAAAGCUUUGCGCGACUGUCCGGCCGGUUAUCACUUUGAUAGGGGAACGUUGUCUUGCCAACCGGGUGAGUGUCCAACGUCCACGACCACGACCACCACGACCACGACCACGACCACGACCACGACCUCGACCACGACCAAAAUUCCUGUCGACUGUAUAAACGAAGGUGAACUACUACCGCACGAAUGUGUCUGCACUAAAUAUUACGAAUGCAAACAUGGUCACAAAGCUCUGCGCGACUGUGAGGCUGGUAAACAUUUCGAUCCCUCGUCGAAGACUUGCGUCCCGGGUACGAACUGCGGCGACUGUGUGAACGGCGACGCGAAGAAUCAUGACUGUGACUGCGACAAGUAUUAUAAAUGUUACGAAGAGGAAUGGUAUAUGGAGAAUUGCGGUACAGGUCUACAUUUCAACAAUGUAACGAAAACAUGUAUGGAUCCAAAUAAUGCUGGCUGCGAUGGAAGUACUACACCUAAACCUCCCGUAUGCGUAAACGACGGCGAUCUAGUGCCGCACGAAUGUGUAUGUACUAAAUAUUACCUAUGCCAAGGUGGCUUCAAGGCUCUACGUGACUGUCCGACCGGUCAUCACUUUAGUAAGGUAACGUUAACGUGCCAACCGGGUGCUUGUCCGGGAACGGUUGCUGAAAUUCUAGUCCCUUAAAAUUGCAUCGCGACUGCGAUUACGGAUUAUAUUUCCAGUGCGAAAGUGGAAAGAAAAAGAUAUAUAUGACUGUAGUUGGAGACCCUAUAAUGCUAAUCUGAAAUGCGACGUCGCGGUAAAAGUAUUGUAAAAGACUGUAAAUAAUAACUGGGACAACUGGCUGUAGAUAACCAUUGAUUUCCAUGAAAGAAUAAAAAAGCUGAGAAUAGAAACGAGGGACAAAUUGCAUACUUGCUAAAACUAUGCUGCUGUAUUUGUAGGAGUAGAUAAUUUUUGUUAAGGUAUUUUAAUAAAUCUAGUGACCUAAGAUUGUUGAAACUUUCUUUCGUUUUCGAUCCCAUAAUAGCGUAUGUAUUUCUCUCUCUCUCUCUCUCUCACACACAUACACACACAUACACACACACGCGCGCGCACAAUACAUGAUAUGUUGCUUACAAUUCGAAUAAAGGACUUGCGGAGGUGAAAAGAGAAGAGGGAGUCUCUCACUUUUUCUUAUAAUAAUUUAUAGCAAAGUUAGUAAAGAUGCGAAUAAUUUUCUACAUAAUAAUUUCAACAGCGAGUUACGAGUUGUGUUAUCACUAGAGAUUAAA
This is a messenger RNA of Vollenhovia emeryi, 2078 nucleotides long. RefSeq names its product peritrophin-48-like. Lineage: Eukaryota; Metazoa; Arthropoda; Insecta; Hymenoptera; Formicidae. Gene Ontology annotation, cellular component: extracellular region. The record is from RefSeq and is a predicted model, not a curated record. The transcript has 3 exons. Gene Ontology annotation, molecular function: chitin binding. Bases 250 to 1488 code for a protein of 412 amino acids.